AUGCUACUUCAUCAUCAGGCCUACAGACAUGGGCCGUUUACCAAUAGUAAUUACAAAAAAUAUCCAGGGGUUUUCAAAUCAUCUGAUUUCAACCAACCCAAUGUGAACAAGUUUUAUGGUGAUGCCCAUUUCACAAAAGAAGAAUAUAUGGAUGAAGAGUUCAGGAGCCCGGUGCUCAUAUUGGAGGAUGUUUUAGCCUUCAAUAGGAACUCUAUUGCUGAAAUAGACAAGUAA
Saccharomycopsis crataegensis is the source of this 234-nucleotide messenger RNA. RefSeq lists its product as uncharacterized. The coding region runs from base 1 to 234 and encodes 77 amino acids. The record is from RefSeq and is a predicted model, not a curated record. The transcript is spliced from 2 exons. Lineage: Eukaryota; Fungi; Ascomycota; Saccharomycetes; Ascoideales; Saccharomycopsidaceae.